Messenger RNA from Symbiodinium necroappetens, 150 nucleotides. The record is from the annotation of a GenBank genome assembly. Lineage: Eukaryota; Dinophyceae; Suessiales; Symbiodiniaceae.
AUGAUCGCACAGCCUGUCUUCGUGGCGGCACGCCUAGUCCUGGCCGAGCGUGUGCUGCUGCCACUGAGCUUUGUGCUGCCACUUUGGGGCACUUUCCUGCUUCUGCUGGGCUUGCUGUUCCUGGAGCAGUUUGUGCGGGUGGGCCUUCUA